AUGGCUGGGUUCAGCUGGUACCUUUCUGAAGGCUUCCAAGUUAUUAUUGAGAAGUCGAAGGACGCAAAAUGCUCUCUAAAAGAUAUCCAAUUGCGUUUCUUGUGCCCUGAUGACCUAGAGGAGGUGAGAUCUCUGUGCAGAGAUUGGUUCCCUAUAGAAUAUCCACAGUCCUGGUAUGAGGACAUAACAUCGUCAGAAAGAUUCUUUGCCCUAGCAGCAGUGCACAAAAGUGAGAUUAUAGGCCUUAUUGUGGCAGAAAUAAAGCCUUAUUUGAAACUGAAUGCGGAAGAUCGGGGAAUACUAUCAAGAUGGUUUGCAUCAAAGGACACACUUGUUGCUUACAUACUGUCUUUAGGAGUAGCUCGUUCGUUUCGGCGCUCGGGUGUGGCGACCAUGCUCCUGGACGUCCUGAUCAACCACCUGGCGGGGCCUGUGCCGCAGCCGCCUCAUGAGCACCGCGUCAAGGCAAUAUUCCUGCACGUACUCACAACCAACACAGAGGCUAUACUUUUUUAUGAACACAGAAGAUUUCGUCUGCACUCGUUUCUGCCGUACUACUACUCGAUCAAGGGGCGAUGUAAGGACGGGUUCACAUAUGUGUACUAUGUGAACGGCGGGCACGCGCCGUGGGGCCUGUACGACUACGUGAAGUACGUGGCGCGCGCGGCGUGGCGCGGCGGCGGCCUGUACCCGUGGCUGUGGACCAAGCUCCGCACCGCGCUCACCAUAGCCUGGCACAGGUAG
This is a messenger RNA of Spodoptera littoralis (African cotton leafworm), 744 nucleotides long. The record is from the annotation of a GenBank genome assembly. NCBI's taxonomy places the organism in Eukaryota, Metazoa, Arthropoda, Insecta, Lepidoptera, Noctuidae.